GCCUUGACUUUCACUUCAUGUGGGCUUCCUCCUAAGCUUCUUCUCAACUUAGAAACCGCUGGCUAUGACUUUCCCACUCCUAUCCAGAUGCAAGCAAUUCCAGCUGCUUUAAGCGGCAAAAGUGUGCUCGCCUCAGCCGACACCGGCUCUGGGAAAACAGCUUCUUUUCUUGUUCCUAUUAUUUCUCGUUGUACAACAUAUCGCUCUGAGUAUCCCUCAGACCAGAGGUGCCCCUUGGCUAUGGUUUUGGCUCCAACUAGAGAGCUCUGUGUCCAAGUUGAAGAUCAGGCAAAAAUGCUCGGAAAGGGACUGCCAUUUAAGACUGCACUCGUUGUAGGUGGUGACCCCAUGUCUGGACAACUCUACCGCAUUCAACAAGGUGUUGAAUUGAUCAUUGGUACCCCAGGCCGAGUUGUGGACCUUCUAGCAAAGCACACCAUUGAAGUUGAUAACAUCAUGAUGUUUGUGCUGGAUGAGGUUGACUGCAUGCUUCAGAGAGGCUUCAGGGAUCAGGUGAUGCAAAUAUUUCAGGCCUUGUCACAACCGCAGGUCUUGCUGUUCUCUGCAACAGUCUCGAGUGAGGUGGAGAAGGUGGGAGGGUCUCUAGCGAAGGAAAUCAUUUCG
Camelina sativa (false flax) is the source of this 624-nucleotide messenger RNA. The record is from RefSeq and is a predicted model, not a curated record. Lineage: Eukaryota; Viridiplantae; Streptophyta; Magnoliopsida; Brassicales; Brassicaceae.